Alosa alosa (allis shad) is the source of this 2539-nucleotide messenger RNA. It is a transcript of the gene dnaaf2, whose product is annotated as dynein axonemal assembly factor 2. Lineage: Eukaryota; Metazoa; Chordata; Actinopteri; Clupeiformes; Clupeidae. The coding region runs from base 327 to 2372 and encodes 681 amino acids. Gene Ontology annotation, cellular component: cytoplasm. The transcript has 2 exons. Gene Ontology annotation, biological process: axonemal dynein complex assembly. The record is from RefSeq and is a predicted model, not a curated record.
CCUGAAAGCGUGUUGGUAAUGUUCCCAUGGCUACCACAACUUUUGUUUAUGCUAGUAGCUUGCUAACAUCGCUUUAACCUAAGUUAGAUACUUACGCUGGUGCUGAAAUAGUUGCUAGAUACAGACACAAACGUAAACAUAUAACAAACAGUUACCAAAUGAGCGUAGAGUUGGAUAUUAUUCGGGUUUUAUGAAUUCAAUCUCGUUUGUUGCAUCCUAGGCCUGCGCAAACCACCGCUUAUUUACGUUAACAGUUGACGUUAAAGUUAGAACUAGCUAGUUUCCACUGUAACAGCUAGAAUUAGAUUAACGUUACCGUUACCAUAAUGGAAUUUGGCUCGAAACUUCAAGAGAUGGAUCUGACAUCAGACGAAAUAAGCCGUCUGAGCAAAGCUUUGAAGGAUGAAACUUUUCGGAAAAUGUUACACGAAUAUGCAGAAGAAAUUUCAAAUCCAGAAAACAAGAACAAAUACGAGGAGGAAAUAAAGCUUUUGGAAAAGGAAAGGGGCAUGGACGUCCAGUUCCUCCAUCCGAAGCCUUUUCGUGUACUGAAAACCAGUGACGGUAAGCAGAAGUGCUUCAUCAAUAUCUGUUCAAAUGAGUUAAUCAGAACCGCAGAGUGCAAAGCCGUCGCCGAAGAUGGCAGAAAAGGUCUGAACUGGUCACUUCCAUACAGUCUGACACCAGGAAGGUUAGAUGUGGAUUCGAAUGGAAACAAGCACAUGAUAUACGACGUCGUUUUUCAUCCUGACACUCUCCACAUGGCAAGUAAAAAUGAUAGAUUCAUGGAACUUGUCGACAGUACUGCAAUGGACGGGAUACAAAACUCGUUCAAGGUCAAGCUGGAUAGGAAGAACACGAAAAUUCUGAAGACAAAAUACAAAGGUGCACCCCAUGCAGCUGUGAUAAGGCAGCCAACACCUGGACAACAAACAACACAAAAAGUUACGGACAAAAAUGAUCCCUUCGCAUUCCCUUACCCGUAUGACAAGGGCGAGACAUUGUCAACAAUGAACAACGAUACAACGAGCUUGUCUGGUGGGCAGUCAACACACACGAAACCUGCUAAAACCAUACAAACUUGCGGUUCAGAGGAGCAACCCAUAGAACCAGAGAAGCAUCCUACAGAACCGCAUUACACUAUAAAAUACAGGUCAGUUGUUGAUUUACAAGACUACAGGUGCUCCAGAGACUCUGCACCCAGCCCACGCCCCAGAGAAAUAGAGAUUACCAUUGAUCUGCCUUUGCUCAAGUCUGCGGCGGAUGCUGACCUGGAGGUGACAGAAAAAGAGAUUUUUUUAAAAUCCAGUAAGCCUGCAUACCUUCUAAAGCUUAACUUGUCCUACCCUGUGGAUGAAAAGAAAGGACUGGCCAGGUUCAACAAAAAAAAGAAACAGCUGGUUGUCACCUUGCCAGUUCUUCCUCUUAAGGAAUCUCCUUUGAGUUCAGAGAGCCUGGAAUUUCUUGCUGUUGGUGAUGGUGAAAGGGAACUGAAUGGGCCAAUCACUGAGGAGCCAGAGGAAAUAACUUCAACUGGAGAUAACCUGCAGACAGACAAACACAUGUGUAUUAAAACCGAUACUGAAAAGUCUGGUUUAAAUGUUCAGUGUGGGGAGUCUACUGUGGACAGUGCACUCUUGUCAGACUGCAGUGGGCUGCCAAAGCCAAGAUUGAUUGAGAAGGAACGGCAUAUAUCUUCCUCAGAUGUCAAAGAGGAUACUCCACAGUCAACUGACCUUACCAGUGCUGAAUCUUUCACUGAUUACACUGAAGAGGAGUCUGUACAGGAACCUAGAAUCAGAGAGGUGGAGGUGGACACAUCCAUAGAUGCUACAGCAAGCUCAUUAAUAGAUGACACACUGGAAGAGAUCUCUGACAGUCUCCUUGCUCAAGGUGAAACACAGGAUACAGACAAGUCCAUCCUGGAAGAUGAGGAACGAGAGGACUCAGGUUCACAGGUGAACACUAGUGUGAUGCCUCAGCAGCUGUCUGACAUCGACAACUCUGUGGCCCCACAUCACCAUGUGAAUGACAGUCCAUCGCAGGACAAAGUCCAGAGCACACGCGAAGACAUGUCUGAGCCGCCUUGUUUUGUGUCUGACAUACGCAGUGACGGUAACAAGAAUGAAACGGUAAGUCAUGUACAGGCCAAAAAAGCUGUGCGGUUCAGCGAAAGAGUGUCUGUGGCUGUGGAACGUGACGAGGAUGACUUGCCUGAAGAGCAGAGCUUCACUGGCACUAAACACAUCAAGCAGCCUAGAGUAGUUCUGCGCGAGAUGAACUCCGAGGACGGGACCGAGGUCGUCAUCAGCGAUCACACAACGUCCUCUGCUUUCGUGUUCCAGAACUCCCUUCUUUACGAGCUCGACUGAAAUACUGAGCGACACUUGAAUUAAUAUAGUGAGCCUACAGGGAGUUUGAACUUUUACUUCUGAGUUGUCUCACAAGAUUCAUAAAUGUACCAUAUAAAAGUGAGAGGAAAUUAAGUCAUUCUAUAACAUGAUUAUGGAAAGAUUUCCUUUUUGUCUGAUAGCCUACA